Molecule: messenger RNA, 261 nt
Organism: Penicillium angulare
Lineage: Eukaryota; Fungi; Ascomycota; Eurotiomycetes; Eurotiales; Aspergillaceae
Exons: 2
Coding region: 1-261 (86 amino acids)
Source: RefSeq, a predicted model, not a curated record
AUGAUCGUCGUAUAUCACCGCCAGAUGGAGCGCAGUGUGACCUUGGCCAUCUGUGAUGUGAAUAUCGAUUCGCGGGUCACCCAAGAGGAUCUCCAAGAUCUUAGCCGUGAAGAGCGUGGGCUGGCCCUUCGGUCCGCUGCUAUUGACAUCGAUGCCGUGCUGAAGGAGUUGAAUCACGGCUUGCACAUCUCCCCGAGCAAUUGCAAAGAACAGUGCAUUCUGAAUAGACCGUCUGCAGCAAUGAGCAGCGGGACGCUCUGA